Aspergillus lentulus is the source of this 1401-nucleotide messenger RNA. RefSeq names its product tRNA (guanine-N2-)-methyltransferase. Gene Ontology annotation, molecular function: nucleic acid binding; tRNA (guanine(10)-N2)-methyltransferase activity. Gene Ontology annotation, biological process: methylation. The record is from RefSeq and is a predicted model, not a curated record. Gene Ontology annotation, cellular component: cytoplasm. Lineage: Eukaryota; Fungi; Ascomycota; Eurotiomycetes; Eurotiales; Aspergillaceae.
AUGGAAUACUUGAUCCGCUUUGCCCAAGUGCACGAAAGUUUUCGACGGCCGGAGAUCCAAGCACUGGCAGCCCUGGCUAAGAUCGAGCUUGAGAUCAUCUCUUAUAAUGAAUUUUCACCAUAUUGCAUUGUCCAGUUGGCAAAUGAGGAAGCUGCACGUGAACUUAUUGCUCGUAGCAUCCUAGCGAAAGAUAUCUUCGAGCUCUGGGCCCAAGGCACCAACUAUGAAGAAGUUCAUAGCGACGUCCGCAGGCGGACCCAGCAUCGCUGGAACGACUACAAGGAGGUAUCAUUUCGGUUUACCAUUGAGAGCUUUGCUGGAAAGCGAAGUAAUGAAGAGAAACGAGACAUUAUCCAGUCGUUCGCCUAUCUUGACUUCCAGGGUCCCAUUCAGAUGAAGAACCCAGAGGAGGAUUUCUGGGUGCUAGAGGAGUACAUCCCAGACGUUGCAAUAUCAAAGACGACGACCUCAUCAAGUAAAACACGGCCGGCUGAAUUACAAACCCCGCAGAAGAUCUAUUUCGGACGCUGGGUUGCCAAUAGUAGCCGGGAGGUCGUCAACAAGUACGGCCUUAAGAAGCGUCGGUAUAUCAGCACCACAUCGAUGGACGCUGAGUUGAGCUUAGUUACGGCUAAUAUGGCUCAUGCAGCGCCAGGGAAGUUGUUCUUUGAUCCGUUUGUGGGAACAGGAAGCUUCUGCGUUGCUGCUGCGCACUUUGGCGCCCUGACUCUCGGCUCAGACAUUGACGGACGCAGCUUUCGCGGCAAAGAGAUGGGGAAGGGUAAACCGAUGGGAGUAUUGUCGAAUUUUCAGCAAUACGGCACUCAAAGCAAAUUCGUAGAUGUCUUUACUUCCGAUCUGACAAAUACGCCUCUCCGCUCCAGUCAGUUCCUGGAUGGCAUCAUUUGUGAUCCUCCUUACGGUGUCCGUGAAGGGCUUCGGGUUCUGGGGACUCGGGAUGGGCGUGGGAAGGAAGAGGUCUUGAUCGACGGGGUUCCCGCUCAUCUGCGGCCGGACUACAUUGCGCCGAAGAAACCUUAUGGAUUUGAGGCCAUGCAGAAUGACAUCCUCAACUUCGCCUCGCGGACCUUACUUACAAAUGGACGACUGGCUAUGUGGAUGCCAACAUCCAGCGACGAGGAAGGGGAAUUGGCCAUCCCUAUGCAUCCAAACUUGGAGGUUGUGUGUGUCUCUGUACAGCCGUUCAACAACUGGUCCCGACGCCUUAUCACUUACCGCAGACUCCCGGAAGGAGAGACCUCAGACGUCUCUGUGGGACGAAGGAAAGCCGAUGCAGAGGGGAUGUAUGCUGAUGAGCUUAAUGCGUUCAGGAGGAAGUAUUUCAUGAAAAACCCCAACUCCAAAUCUAAAUCCGGUACAGAAAGCGAUGUAUCUCGAUGA